AUGAGGCAGGAAGAUGAGGAGACGGUCUUUCUCGGAGAGUCUACCUCACUCACUUACCUCCAUGGCACACACACAUCACCCUCUACACUUGCCACACCAGACCAAGGCUUUGUCUACCGUAUUCCCGAGGCCGUGAGAGCACAAAAUUCGACUCUGGAAUGGGAAAUUGAGAGGAAACAAGCCAGGCUCAAGCUGUUGCACGCUGAGGGUGCCUUUUCGUUCCCUGCCAAAACGGCCACCGACAGCCUAUUCAAGGCCUACUUUGAGUGGUUUCAUGUAUGCUUUCCUGUGCUAGAUGAGCCAGAUAUCUGGCAGCAGUACAGUCAGGGAACCCUCCCCCCACUUCUGUUCCAAGCCAUACUCUUCAUUGGAGUCAUGCACUGUGCCGAAGAUGAAUUACCAAGCGUCGGUCUGGGUUGCCGACAACGAGCAAAGUACACGUUGUACAAUCGAGCCAAGGAUCUGUUUGAUGCCGAGAUCGAGCCCAAAUCCAUCACCGUUAUCCAAUCUGUGUUCCUCAUGAGCUUCUGGAGGGCUGGAGCCCUCUUGCAAAAGGACACACGACACUGGCUCGCGGUCGCCGUAAGUCUCGCGCAAACAAAAGGCCUCCAUCGCUCAUCACAAAACACAAAUGGGGAAGACAUCAACUUGAAGCUGCGCAAGAGACUAUGGUGGUCUAUAUAUAUCCGGGAACGGCAAUGCGCCGCCGCUCUGGGUCUCCCAAACCGCGUAAGGGACGAGGACUGUGACGUCGAAGCUCUAAUUGAGCAAGACUUCCAGUAUGCUUUUGAGUCCCCAACAUCAUCCUCUCACGUGAAUAAGUCCAUAUCAUACAUGAUUGGUAUGGUUGAGCUAUCUAGGAUGCUCGGUCGAAUAAUUCAUCGAGACUUCUUGCCCUUGAAACGCUUGACGUUUGCGGAGCGAGAAGAGACCAAGAAUACGCUCUUCAGCUGGAGGAAAUCCCUGCCUCUGUGUAUGCGGCCGUCGGGUGAUGGGCUUGAAGGUGGCUCGGGCUUCUUAGCGAGCAUGCUGAACUUGGCGUACAACAAUCUCCUCAUCCUUCUUUUUCGUUCUGGAUGUAGUAGCACUGAGCCACCAAGCAGUCCCGUUGAUGGACAGGUGGCCAUCCUGGCUGCCGCUCGCAAUACCUCCAUCAUCGAGAACAUGCUGAUUGAAGGUCAGAUAUGUCACGGCCAGAUCCACGUCAUCACCAAUGUCUUCAAUACUUUGUGUAUUCACACUCUGAACCUCAAACACCUGCAAGGUGGUCGUCGGUUCGUAGCCGAACAACGUGCUAAACUUUGUCUGGUCAGCCUCCAAGAACUCCAGAAGACAUGGGAGUUCAAGAACUGGAUUUUACAGCUCUUCUUUCAGUAUCUGGAUCAACCGACAGCUCAACGGCUGCAGUUGGGAGACGACGGGGGUGAAACAAGAUCCUCCUCAAAUGACUCACAUAUACCUAGGGCAGGAAAUCCGCCCCUAGACAACCAGCACAUGUGGCACCAACAAUUACAAGACAUGCCAUCAGAUAGUCCGCCUGCCUUUGCAUUGGCUAUAGAGAGCCAAGAUAUCGGUCAAUUUCUUCAUUCGCAAAUUGAGAAUAGGUUUGUCAACGGGGAAGGCGGUGCCAUCGACUGGUACAUGGCCGAUCUCUUCCACACGUCUCAAUCAUAA
Molecule: messenger RNA, 1674 nt
Organism: Clonostachys byssicola
Lineage: Eukaryota; Fungi; Ascomycota; Sordariomycetes; Hypocreales; Bionectriaceae
Source: the annotation of a GenBank genome assembly